Messenger RNA from Leguminivora glycinivorella, 1104 nucleotides. RefSeq lists its product as uncharacterized. Lineage: Eukaryota; Metazoa; Arthropoda; Insecta; Lepidoptera; Tortricidae. The record is from RefSeq and is a predicted model, not a curated record. Bases 94 to 849 code for a protein of 251 amino acids. The transcript is spliced from 6 exons.
CGGACCUGUCAUUUGUUUUUUUUUUUUUUUGCUUGGAUAACCUAGAUCCGAGGUGUUUGUGAUUGAUACACGAGUGCACUUACUGUGAGGAAUAUGAGAUUCCGGGCGGCCAUCGCGCUUUUGUUGUUACUAGGUGUCACAUACGGAGAUGUCGUCGUGAACAUGUUUGGACUCUGGAAGGAGAAUGCUGGCUGGGAACUGACAUGUUCCUGGACUUUAGACAGCAGACCCUUGCAGUCCGUACGGCUGUAUAAAGACGGCACGCAGUUCCUCAUAUACAGGCCAGAGAAACAUGGGAUAGACAUGAAGUUCGGGUCUACUGCCGAUGACUCGCGUCUAAAGGUGCACUGCAGCGACACCGGCAGCACGGGCAAGUGCGAGCUGCUGCACGAGCUGGUGGCGCCCCCUGUGUUCAACACGACGUACAAGUGCGAGGUGUCGGAGGAGGGGCCGAGGUUCGACAUGAAGUUUGCGGAGUACACCAUAGAAGUAUUUGUACCGCCAAUAUAUCCACAGUUGGAGAUAUCAUCGCAAGAUAGCGUUGUGAGCGUGAACUGUACCUCGGCGGCGAUCCCCGCUCCGAGACUGGUGUGGCGCAUAGGAGGUCAGAGAAUUCCAGAGAACUUCUCAAGCCGUCGUUGGGACCCAGUCAGUAAGCUGUGGCACUCGUGGUCGGUGGUCACCAUGUCUCAGGGGGAAUCUCUGGCGUUGGCCUGUGACACCCAUUUCGUGAGGGCGGGCAAACUCAUGCUGGGUCAGACCGUUGAGGCUACUGUCAACUCGGCUCAUAAACUUAUGGGUUUGACUGUUUCUCUAUUGAUAGCAACUCUGACGACAUCACUGCGGUGACCAGUUUGUUUGACAAUUUGUUUUAAGCGUGAAAUUAAUAGACAUUUAAACUGCUGAUUGGCGUCUGAAUUCCAAAAUUAAAUGUACAUUCUAACAUUGUGAUGACCAAGGGGCGCCAAAACCGUAUUUUAUACACCCUGUGUUUAUUGAAUUCCGUUUACUUUAAGGGAAGGUUCUUUAGGUCAAAUACAAUAAAAUUUCUCUAGAAACUAGCUUCCUAACUCUUACGGUUAUCGAAUUAUUAAAAAAAAAAUA